Molecule: messenger RNA, 781 nt
Organism: Fomitopsis serialis
Lineage: Eukaryota; Fungi; Basidiomycota; Agaricomycetes; Polyporales; Fomitopsidaceae
Exons: 3
Coding region: 1-303 (100 amino acids)
Source: RefSeq, a predicted model, not a curated record
AUGUGCUACUAUCUGAUCACGUACUGCGAAUUCCGGUGUGGGCACCAUGUCCCCACCAGAAGACACUACCUUGACUGCAAUAGGUCGGUGUGCAAAAUCAGCGCACGUCACAAGAGUUUUGAGCACAACUGCCUUGCCGAAUGCGACCAAGAAAUGUUAGUCGACCAGCAUCUCGUGAUGGAGAGGGACCGUGGUGAUUGCGACGCAUGCCGCGGAGUUACUCCGGCGACAGUGGUAGAGGGUGCCAAUGGACACAGUGAUUCGGACGGCUCGGGAGCGGAGAACAGUGGAGUAGAUGAGUAGUCGAAAGAGUGAAGAAUUCGAACGGCAAGGACGAUCCGUAGCAGAAAUCAUUUCCACAGACAACGUACAUUCUAUAGAGCUUGCAUAAACCCUCUUGAUCAUGAGAGCCAUACUAAUCAGAGAGCCCUCGCGGAGAGAUGGUCACGGAGAUUGGAGCCGCCCUUACACUCUGCCUCUCAACCUUCGACGGCCUCCACGUUGACGCACCAAACCGAUAGCCUGGCGCCUCGAAUAGGACGACUCGCGACAAUGCGUCUGGAGAUGAUAGCACGUAAACGGCGACAGGGUAUUGUGGAAGUUAGGGAUCCAUGGAAAGGCCAUGUAGUCUUGGGUUGUCAUGAGGCCCAUGGAACCGUCAGACCCGAGCCUACCGUCCUAUCGCGAUCUGGGCUGCAUUCGAAGGAUGCCUGGGCGGUGAAUACGGCUGAGCAGACCCCAGGACGUGGGUAGGGGAGAGAGAUCGGCGCCAGGAAAAAAU